Messenger RNA from Drosophila yakuba, 5803 nucleotides. Its product is annotated as RNA-binding protein 25. Bases 4417 to 5733 code for a protein of 438 amino acids. The transcript is spliced from 2 exons. The record is from RefSeq and is a predicted model, not a curated record. NCBI's taxonomy places the organism in Eukaryota, Metazoa, Arthropoda, Insecta, Diptera, Drosophilidae.
AAUUAAAAUAAUAUUUUAUGGGCAAGCUAUUCUACCGCUACUGUAUUUGUGUUUUUUUUUCGCAUUUCUGCAGAAAUUAUUCACACAUUUUACCGGCAAAACAGAAGAAAACCAGUUCCCAAAUCAGCAAAAUCCACAGAACGGGAUACAAAAAGCAGGAAAACUGCAGCCCGAUAAUGAUUCUCCUGGCGUGAAUCAGAAUCGGAAUCAGUACAAAAAAACAAAAAAAUAAAUAAAUAAAUAAAAGUAGAAACAAAUGCGUCACUCCUGCCUGCACUUUGUGACUAAUAAGUAAGCAAGGGAUUCGCAGUGUGCGGAUGCGGAUCUUUGCAGAUCAUGUGGCUGACGAGUGUUAACCCGUUGUUGUCAACUGUGAUCGACGAUCGAUGAUCAGCGAUCGAAUGGCUUUUGCGUUAUCAUUAUUAUUAUCAGUUCAUGUUCAUUUGACUUUUCACACUUUUCUGCAAUGUGUCCCCCCAUCCGCCGAUGUCCGGGGAUCGUUAUUUAUUUACUAUUGCGUUUAUUUUUAGCGCGGGCGGCAGCAGCCAGUUUUUUGCAUGCUUCAUCGUUUAUUUUUGGGCCAACACGAAAUCGGCAAAAAGCAGCAAUAAAUAGCUGCAAUAACGACACACACCCACGCACUCCCACACAAACACAAACACACAAAACAAUCGAGUAGAAAAGUGAGGCGCACUGAGAGAAACGUUAGGCAGCUAAUUUUUGAUCUUUGGUUGCAGCUGGCAACCCUGUCCCGCGGCUGGGUGGUCUACGAAUAUCUCCGCAAUUGGAUCGCAGUCUACUCCCCCAACUUCUGGGAAAAAUACUAAAAAUUCCACAUUAAGAUUCCUACCACUACUACAGGCAUCAAUCGCCAAUACAAACUUUAAUUGUUAUCAACGAUUUCAUCUAAGAGAUAUGCAAAACUAGAGAUACGCUGUCAGUUUGGUUGGCACUUAGAUUACUUUAUUUUAGAGUGUGAUACAAUUUUGCAUUGCUUUUUUAUAUAAAUAUCAAAAAAUCAACAACAUAAGAUAAAGAUCAAAAUGAUAUCGUUUCUUAAAUGUGAAGCAUCCAAUGAGUUUUACCGAAAAUCUCUAUUAGCAGCCCAACUUAGCGAGUAGCCACUGUAGCGGGGGCAUAAAAAAUACAACUUUAUGAUCGGCGGCGGCCGUUUGACGUCAGAAUCGCUUGGCUUGGCUGUCUGUCUGUCUGUCGGACUGCGCCAAUAUAUGUAUGUACGUGUGGUGGAAAUACACAUGUACACAUGUAUGUAUGUGUGGUCGCCCUGCCGCUCGCGCUCUCUUUCUUCUUUCUUCUCGCUUUCGUCUUUCUCCGCUGUCCACCCACCACAGCCACCCACCGCAGAAUGGGAAGAAGAAGAAGAUAAAGAAGGAGAAGCGGGCGGGUGGGUGGUGGAGAGGGGAUGAGCACGUCAUGUGGUGACCCAAAUCGUUCGUGUGACUUUUCCCAUUUGCGCUCGUUUUGUUUAAUUCAAUUUGCGUGCACAUUAAAUGCUGUUACUAAACUAAUAAUUGAAAUAAAUCAUAUUUCUGCAACAGCGUUGUUUUCCUGUAUUUUUGUUUCUUUUUUGGACUUGAUUUUAUUUUAGUGCAACAUGUGGCGACGCCCGAAAAAAAAAAGGAAAGAAAACGUUUUGUUAUUAAUACGGCGUGUACUCACACGUCUGCGCAUAUGUACAUAUACAAACUUAUUUGGCUAUGUGCGUGCUCCAGAUUUUCUAGGUGUCUACUAAAAAUACCUUGUAGGCGUUUUCCGCUUCUUCUGUAUUCAUUAGUAUCGCUGAUUAGCCAAGAACGAGAAGAGCUAAGGGAAUUUGGCAAGGAAUUAGUACGGCACGACUUCCAUAACUUGGAAUCCAACUGUGCACUGCUCAAGUAAUAUGGUUUUAUCUCAAAUCUGGAGGUCAAUUACGUGGAGAUUAGCUAUCUCUCUUAUUGUAGCCUACAAAUCGUACAAGGGAGUUGCAAAUCAUAAUCAACUAGGAUGCAAGUCUUUGGAUUCCAUUUUCCAUUUGAAGCCAGUUAACGAAGUACUACUGUGGCAGCAACUACAAUUGGACGACAGCGACAUCAAAACGGUUUUUGCGCUUUUGAAAGCACUUUUUCAAUGGAAGCUUGUGCAGAGAAAGGCGAAGAAUUUAUGCUUUCUUUCUCCGCACUCACCCCCUGAGCCCAAUCCCCGUCCCGCUCGCACCCACUGGCCAAGUGCGUAGAUAGAGAAGAAUCGAAAGCGAAGAAGAGCGGAGAGAAGAGCGAAGAAUGUAAAUGCCGAUGGCUGGCUGGCUAAGUUUAUUAUUAUAUUUAUUUUUGCUGCUGUUUUAUUAUUUUUUUUUUGCUGUCUUAUUUAUUUUUCUUUUUUUUGUUUCGCUCGACGUGGUUCAAAGUUCAAUGACCGAUUUUGCCUUCGCCAAAACUGAAGCGAAAUGAACUGAAAUGAAAUAACGUAGUGAACUGAAAUGAACCGAAAUGAAGUGAAGUGAGCGGCGCAGUCGCAGAGCUUUGUUGCCAUCUCGCUUACACAAACACACAGACACACACACACACACACUGGGGCACAUGGCCACACACAAGGUCAGUUAAUAAAGUUGAUUUUUGCUCAAUACGCAAUAGCGCAAAAAUGUGCAAAUAAAAAAUAUAAACAUUAACAAGUGGCAAGCGAAAAUACAAAAGACAACAAGCGGCAAUUUAAAAAGAACCUUUCAUAAAGUUGUUUAAGUGAUCUCUCAAGAUCAUGUAUAAUAUGCAUAAAUGUAUCAAGCAAGGUGUAAUAAAAUAUAAAUCAUUUUGGCAAUGAUUAUAUUUACUUUUCUAUAAAUCAGAAAGAACAUAAAAUGAGUAUUUGGUUUGUUUUACAAAGAAUCAUUGCACAUAAUCUUUUUGACAUGUAGAUAGCACUGAUAACGAUACCCCACAUAGUAUUCUAUAUACAUAUGUAUGUAUUUAGGAUCACAUGAGAACUAGUUUUCUCAUAAGGCACAUGGAUCGCCCAUGCAGACUGUUAAUUGAGUGGAAUGCUAUUGGGUUUUCGACAACUUGCCUUGUAAACAGUAGUUCGUUCUGCUACUUUCUAUACUUUCUCACUUUCCUAUAAACAACCUGGCGGUAUCAUUCCCCAUUUCCGCUACUGUAGAGCCGUCGUACUGGCUGUUUUGUAUGGUAAUUGAAAACUGCGCAUUCAUUGAUGACGGAUGACGUCGCAGCUUUGACACUGGCAUUGAAAAUUUCAGUUUCACAAGCAGACUGCAGUCGCCAAUCACCCGUCUCCAGUCAACAACAACAAUGAUAAUGAAUGCAGGAAGAACCAGAACAACAACAACAACAACAACAAAAAGAAGAAAGAGAAGACUACAAUUACGAUACUAUGUACUAUGUAGUAUAUAACAAAGGAACAGAAUGGCCGGCAUGAAUUUCACUUAAUAAAUAUGUGGCCCGAAAAAUGUUUUUAUUCACUGCAUCUCUGGAAUUUCAGUUUGAUAACUCAUCUUGAGUCUGACAUUAAUUAUGCGGAUAGCACAUAUUUCCUGACUUUUAUGCGUAAUUUAAUUUAAAACUCUUCGAAAAUUUUAUAGCGAGGGCAUAGAACACAUUUGAAUUCUUUCACCAAAUAAAUAUAAGUAAAUUUUGUUGUUUCGUUUAUUCAAUAAAAGCCCGCUGAAUGAGAUAACAAUAAUGGUUAAGCCCGUAAAUGAGAAAGGGAAAUAUAGAAUUAUGAAGCAAGUUGUACUGUAUCUACAGAUCGUUGCAAUUGUUAAUAUUACUUACGCCAACGGGUUUUCCCCAACGCCCAUUAACUGCAUUCAUGGUCUCUGUUUUUCGCACACUUAUUUGUUUGGCUGCACUGAUUACUGGACUUGAAUCAAGAAUAAUAAUAACCAAAACAAAUGGCAGCACGUGCUUGGCAUCUGGUUUGUUGUGAUAAAGUGCAGCCUUUCCCAAAACCACCCAAACCACCCACUCCACUCACUUUCCCCCCUUUCUCCGCUGGCCACACGUGUCAGCUAGUCAGUCAGCUAGUUAGUCGCUUAGUUAGUUACUUACUUAGCGAGUUAGUUGGCUGCGUCAGUGUCGCAAUUGCGCCGCAAUUUGGCACUAAUGAAAUAUUCUUGGUAUCGCAUUUGCAAUGCAAUGGGCGAAGGGAGAAAGGUGUGAAAGCUGCCAACAGAGCUGCUAAUUACCCAUCGUUCUGACAGCCAUUAAUCCUCCAGGAAAAUGGAAAAUGGAAAAUGGGAAUAACGCUGGCGUAAAAGUAUGAGGCAACCACUUUGCUCAAUUAAAAAAUCGUUAAAGGGCAAACAAGUGCCCUUUCCGCACCAAUAGGUUAAGGAAACUAAAGGGGUUCAAGCAUCAAUUAAACUGAUACUAUAUACCAAAAUACUACAAACCCAACAAAAUCUAUAUGAUAUAUAGUUUUAAACAGAUCUUAAAGCAGCAGCCUGCGUCACUUCCCUCAAAUUCCGUAUCCAAAAUGAAUAUAUUUCCACCAUAUACCGUGCUUCUGAUUAGCCUCCGCAUAUUGAGUGUCCAUGCGAUGAGCUUCGACCUGCCCUACUACGGAUACAACUCCUACCUGGACGGCUAUCUGGACAACGCCAACGAUGAUAUAUUCCCCGAGGAGCUCAACUGCGAAGGGGAUGGCAGUGCGGCGGCCACAAUGGAGCCACCGCCACUUCUGGGAUGCACAACACGAUCGUCCUACCCAUCUGGAUGUGAAAACAGGGAGAAAUGCGACAAGGAUCGGGAUCGGGAUCGAGAAAAAGAUAGAGAUUGCGAUAGGGAUAGGGAUGGGGAUCGAGAACGGGAUUGGGAUAGGAAUAGGUAUGGGGAAAGGGAUAGGGAUAGAGAUAGAAAUGGGAACAGGGACAGAGACAGAGACAAGGAUCGGGACAACGACAGGAAUAGAGAUAGGAAUAACUAUGACUCCAGUGAAAGCGACACAAACAAGUCGCGACUGAAGGCCACCCACAUUGCCCAGAAUGCCGCCCAGGUGGCCAAGGCCGCCAAUGAUGCACAGGCUGCGGCCGCCAUGGAUGCAUCGCGGCAGGUGAAGAUGCAGCUGGCCGACAAGGCCAUCUGCGCCGCCCGUGCCGCCGAUGCCGUGCUCGAGGGUAAGCUGGCCAUAGUGGACAACUACGCCAGGGAGAUCCGGGAGGCCGAGGCGGUGGUGGAGCAGGUGAGCUCCUCGCUGGAGGUCAGUGAGACAAACGUGGAUGCCGCCUGUGCGGUGGCCAAAGCAGCGGAGCUUCAAGCCGCAUCAUUCAGGGCCCUGGUGGAGCAGACGAGGGGCACUUUGUCGGACCUGGACGGCCUAAUGGAGCAGUCGAACGGGGAUCUCGAGGAGAAGAGCCAAAUGCUGGCGGCGGCGAAGGCGCGCGGUGACCGACUGGCCCGACAGGUGGCCCAAGCCAGGUCGGAGUACGAGCAGGUAAGGGAGGCGGCCUGUCGUGCCGCAUCCGCCGCCGUGGAGGCCAAGCAAAAGGUCACCGCCGGCAUUUUGCUGCCCACACCCACGGCGGCUCCCGUUCCAAGGCCCCAAGAUGGGUGUGGCCACGCCCUCGAUAGCAACACAUGCAACGCCCUCCUGGAACUCUACAGGCAGCGCCGACGGCAGCAACAGCGAUUGCGGCGGGAAAAGCUGCUGAAGGGGAUGGAUCGCUAUCGAGAACCUUCCCUGUACGGGGAUCACUCGUUCUAUCCAAUGCGCUCCCUGUAUUGAUGGGAGAUAUCUGCUACAUCUACAAUUCUGUUUUUAUAAUCGUUGCGAAUUAAAUGCUCUAUUUAGAUAA